GCUGAAGGUAAGUGUGUAUAUCAAUGAAACGGGAGAUUAGUUGUGUUGUUGCGUAUACACGAAUAUUGACGUUAAUUCCAGAUAACUUUUUUAAUAUCAUACAGUUAAGGUUUUGUUUUUCUUACAGUUUUUUACAAAAGUAAAGUAAAAAUAGCCAGACAAAAUGCCAGAAACGGAGGAAGAGAUGAGUAUGUCAGUUCGCCUGACGAACGACGACUUUCGAAAACUCUUGAUGACUCCGAGGGCGUCGGUACCCUCAGCUACUCCAGCUUCCGUACCAGGCACAGUAAGGGAUGCGAGUGCAAAGACAGCCCAAACGCCCCAAGUUAGCGGGGGCAGUCGGGCGGAGCUGCGGAGGAAGAAGAAGAGCUUCUACGCAAAGUUGAAAAAACAGGAGGAGGAUAAGAUGGCAGAGCUCGCGGAAAAAUAUAGGGAUCGCGCGAGGGAACGCAGGGAUGGUACCAAUCAGGAUUAUCAAGCGGAAGAUCCUAUGAACAAUGCUAGUGCUUACCGAGCCGUUGCGCCGGAUUUGAAAUCCGGCAUGGAUGCCGCAGAACGCAGAAGGCAAAUGAUCCAGCAGUCUAAAUUCUUAGGUGGUGACAUGGAACAUACUCACUUGGUCAAGGGCUUGGAUUACGCUCUUCUACAGAAGGUGCGCAGUGAAAUUGAAGCUAAAGAACAUGAGCAAGAACAGGAAAUGGAGAAACUCGUGAAACCAAAGGAGAAAUUGAAGAAAGAGCCGGAGAAAAAGGAUGACGAGAUGCAAUUUAAAACAAAGAUGGGCAGGAACGUGUACAAGACUAUCAUGAUCAUGAAGUCCAAGCAGAUCGAAAGAAAUGAGUUAUUUACGCCGGGUCGAAUGGCAUACGUAAUUGAGCUGGAUGACGAUAAUGCCGACGUUGACAUACCUACGACGUUGAUCAGGAGCAAAGCGGACGUGCCGACGAUCGACAAUACACCGACUCUUACGACCAACGAUAUAGUAAUUAAUAAACUAGCGCAGAUUCUCUCAUACCUACGCCAAGGUAGUCGACACAGUAAAAAGGGCAAGAAGUUGAAGGACGGGCGGACCCGUGGCGAUGAGAACGAGAUAGAUAUCCAACCGCGGCCGCCGGUCGCCGACGAUAGUAUCUAUGGCGACAUCGGCGACUAUAUGCCAACAGUGACAAGCAAGAAGGACAGCCAAUCCCGCGAUAAAAAGAAGGGCUCGUACUUUGACAAGCCCGAAUCUAAUCUCGAUACCGACGACAAGGCAAAUGCUCCGCAAUUGCCAAGCGUAUUGCAACAAAAUGUAGUAGCUGCGACAGAUAAUAACGCACCUAAGAAAGGUGCAUUGUUGAAUAAGCUAGCGGCCGAGCCAGAAGGUUACGCCGAAUGUUAUCCAGGUCUAGACGAAAUGCAAGAUGCUAUCGAUGAUUCGGACGACGAAGUGGAUUACACGAAGAUGGAUCUAGGUAACAAGAAGGGCCCGAUCGGCCGUUGGGACUUUGAUACACCUGAGGAAUAUAGCGAAUAUAUGAAUAACAAGGAAGCGUUACCUAAGGCGGCCUUCCAGUACGGUGUGAAGAUGGCCGACGGCAGGCGCACCAGGAAGUAUAAUAAGGAGAAGAACGAGAAAGCGGAGCUCGACCGUGAAUGGCAGAAGAUUCAGAAUAUUAUGAAUAAGAGGAAACCGACAACGACGAUCGACGGCGCGUCCGAGUUCAAAGUACCACGAUAUUGAAAUACUUUAACAGCAAAUCUUCCUUUGUUAGAGAACGAAUAAAGACACAGGAUGGCGACAAGAUUAUAAAUUUAUUGCACUUGUCUAAAAGAAAAAUGUACAACUCUCUUCUCGACACGAUAUAAUUUAAACGAUUCUUUAUAAAACAAGGACGUGGAAUGAUGUAAGAGACAAGAUUUCAGCACGAUGACCGAAGAUAUCUACUGCCUACUGCAUCACGAAUAUAUAAUCGGAGUAUUGUGAAUCGAGCAUUUUAUGCGCACUGUUCUAUGAUAAGGAUUUUUCCUCGAGGCGUAAAGUGACUCGAACCGAUUCGAAGCGGUUCAAGAGAAGAUUAUCUCGGGGUGAGACCUUUGCCUGUUUACGACCGAUUGAUAUCGGAGAAUCUUUCCCUCGAACUGGAUCGAUCCAGUUUGGACUCGCCUUUUGUGAGUCGAUUAGAAAAUUUAUUGCCGUCAUAUGAAAGAAGAAUUUUUUCCUCCGAGUAUCUCGAUGACGAAUUUCGUGAAACGUAAAUAUUUUAAAAUGAAAUUAUGUCAAUAUGUUAUGUUCUGUUCUCAUCAAGUCUGCAUCGUAUGCAAAUAUUUUUCUGUAUAUCAAUUUGAAUUUUAGAUCAAUUAAAUAG
Molecule: messenger RNA, 2348 nt
Organism: Cataglyphis hispanica
Lineage: Eukaryota; Metazoa; Arthropoda; Insecta; Hymenoptera; Formicidae
Gene: beag
Product: protein Red
Exons: 4
Coding region: 164-1723 (519 amino acids)
Biological process (GO): mRNA splicing, via spliceosome
Cellular component (GO): nucleus
Source: RefSeq, a predicted model, not a curated record